Molecule: messenger RNA, 1854 nt
Organism: Galeopterus variegatus (Sunda flying lemur)
Lineage: Eukaryota; Metazoa; Chordata; Mammalia; Dermoptera; Cynocephalidae
Gene: LZIC
Product: leucine zipper and CTNNBIP1 domain containing
Exons: 8
Coding region: 158-730 (190 amino acids)
Biological process (GO): negative regulation of Wnt signaling pathway
Cellular component (GO): cytosol; beta-catenin destruction complex; nucleus
Molecular function (GO): beta-catenin binding
Source: RefSeq, a predicted model, not a curated record
UGCGUGCGUGCGUGCGACGGAAGUGCUCCUCUCGCGCGGUUCGCCGGGCCGGGGCCCUCAGUUUAUGACACUCGGAACUUCAAUAAUUGGUGGUUUAUGCAACUUGAGACCGGUCAGCACUGUGCGGAGUUCAGAGUGCUAAGAGAGAGAGAUUAAAAUGGCUUCCAGAGGAAAGACAGAGACAAGCAAAUUAAAGCAGAAUUUAGAAGAACAGUUGGAUAGACUAAUGCAGCAAUUACAAGAUCUGGAAGAAUGCAGAGAGGAACUUGAUACAGAUGAAUAUGAAGAAACCAAAAAGGAAACUCUGGAGCAACUGAGUGAAUUUAAUGAUUCCCUGAAGAAAAUUAUGUCUGGAAAUAUGACUUUGGUAGAUGAACUAAGUGGAAUGCAGCUGGCUAUUCAGGCAGCUAUCAGCCAGGCCUUUAAAACCCCUGAGGUCAUCAGAUUAUUUGCAAAGAAACAACCAGGUCAGCUUCGGACAAGAUUAGCAGAGAUGGAUAGAGAUCUGAUGGUAGGAAAGCUGGAAAGAGACCUGUAUACUCAACAGAAAGUGGAGAUACUGACAGCUCUCAGGAAACUUGGAGAGAAGCUGACUGCAGAUGAUGAGGCCUUCUUGUCAGCAAAUGCAGGUGCUAUCCUCAGCCAGUUUGAGAAAGUCUCUUCAGAUCUUGGCUCUGGCGACAAAGUCCUUGCUCUGGCAAGUUUUGAGGUUGAAAAAACAAAAAAAUGACAUGGUGUAGAAGUUGUGACAUUGAUCACAUUCUUAUUGUAAAUGUGUUUUUCUUCUGGGGAUUUUGAGUCACUGCAAAGAAACCAAGAGAUUCUCAAAAUGUAUUAAUAACCUGAGAAAAGGUAACCUGAAAACAUACAUGUGGCCUCUGUUUCUGCUGUUCAUCAUUGUGCUUUAUGUAGGGCUACCUGCUUUAGUGAUCCUGGACUUGUUGGGACGGAGGGACUAACUGGACUAUUCAUUGUGAUUUGUCUGUUUAAAGAGAGAACAGAAAAUCGACUUUGUCUGUUUUAUAAAGGGUUCUUGUUUUUAAGUGCUAAUAGUGAAUGAAAAGGUGCGAACUAAUGAUUCUUUUCUGCUCAUAACUGAUCCCCACUCAUUUGAAUCAACAGUGAAGCAACAUCAAUAGUCCUCAUGUGUUAAUAGAAUUUUAGAGUUCUAAGUGAUCUUAGGAACCAUUUUUAUUUUUACAGACAGGAAAAUUAGGCUCAGAAAGAUCAAGGGACUUGCUAAAAGUCACAUUAGACACAGAGCCGGGGAUAAGACUCUGGUGUCCUGACUCUAAGUUUAGUAUCUAUUGAGUUUUAUUUCUUUAUUCUGUAUUGUUUUUAAAAAACAAUUAGCACGUAUUUGUACAAGUUAGUGUUUACUAAAAUUUGAUGUCCCAACAAAAAGUUGACUCUAUACUAAGGGACCAUUCCCCAGGCUGUGUGCUCUCUGUAUGAAUGGGGCCUAUUGUAUCUUUGAAUUUUGAGCUUGGAACAAUGGGAGCCCUGUUGGGAGUCUCCUGAAGUAACUUAACCUCCUGCGUUGUUUCACCAGGGAAGCAAUAGGAAACGGCAGCUAGAGGCCCUCCCCAUGUGUGACCUCUUGCCAAACUCAGAGGGUGGUAACUGUAAACUACUAUCUACUCUUCGUUUUGGGGGGAAACACCAAAUAAGUUAAUGAGGAAAAGCAGGUUUCUCUCCUGACUGUUUACAUCUCUCUGCAUGCUCAGAUAUUCAAAUAUGUCUGUAUGCUUGUACAUUAGCUUAUUUCCUUGGCUCUGGCCAUUUUAUAUUCUUAAAUGUGUUUUUCAAUAUUUUCUUUGUACUUUGUACAAAUUAAAAACCAUUUUAAAGCUU